Molecule: messenger RNA, 2049 nt
Organism: Ciona intestinalis (vase tunicate)
Lineage: Eukaryota; Metazoa; Chordata; Ascidiacea; Phlebobranchia; Cionidae
Source: RefSeq, a predicted model, not a curated record
GGCAGUUUAACACUGUGACAGUUUAUAAAAAGAACAAAGUUAUGUCUGAAAAUGAAACUCAAUGUACACUGUUCAAUAAGGAUAUCUAUAAAUGUAAUGUGAUAAUUGCAUUGAAACGAACAACUGGAAGUUUAUCUCUUGUUGGGUGCUGUUUCAUGAUUGGAACAAUAUGGCUGUUCCGAAAAUACACCAUUCUCUCACAACGAUUAAUACUUUACCUAAGCAUAGCUGCACUGUUCGACGCCAUUGGAUAUAUUAUUGGUGAUAUGACACCUGAUGGUACGACAUGUGACUUUGAGGCUUGGUGGAUGACAUAUUUUGAUUGGACAGUUCUAAUGUGGGUAUCUUGCAUUACAUUUAAUUUGUACAUGAAUGUUGUAAAACAACGGCGAACAGAAAAAUAUGAAAAAUUUUACCAUUUGCUUUCUUGGGUGUGUCCACCAUUGCUAUUUAGUCUUCUACCUUUGAUUGGGGAUAACUAUGGACCAGCUGGGGCAUGGUGCUGGAUUAAACAUACAAGUACCGUGUGGAGAUUUUUAAUAUGGUAUGUCCCGUUGUUCCUGCUAAUCCUCGCCAUGUUUGGUGGAUACUCCUACAUCAUCUACUUCCUCAAGAAGAGAAUCUCCUCCUGGCAAGGAACUUAUGAUCCGGAUGAAGAGAGGACUGUCCAGCUCAUCAAAGAGGAUAUUAAAGUCCUUAAAGCUUAUCCUUUCAUCUUCCUCAUCCUGUCCAUCUUCCCUUUUAUCCUCAGGAUACAUAAUGCGUUCACCGCUGAAGGAACCGACAUAUUUGGUUUAUGGGUAAUGACUGCACUCACUGCUCCAUUACAAGGUGCUGUAAAUGCUGUUGUGUUUGGUCUUGACCCAGAAACUCGUACUAAGCUAACAUGGGCCCAAAUACAGCUGGCAUGGGCAAGUAGAUUCAGUCACUCUGCUGUACAUGAAUAUCCAACAGUGUUUAACAAUCCAUUGGACAGUCCUACAUCAGGAGAAAGUGUAAUAAAUCCUGUGAACACUGAAGCAGUGAGAAGGUCCAGCUCGUUUGAUCAAAAACAAAGAUAUGGCUCAUUAAACUUGGAAGAAAAUUAAAAACACCAAAUUUCUAAGCUAGUAUUGUAUUGACUACACAUAUGAUAUACAUUGUAUGUAUUUAUAUAUGGCCUAAAUAGGGUAAAUCAAAUUAUGAAAUGUUUUUCAUAAUAUGAUAUGUUUUUUAUAUUAAGUUUUGUUCCGUAUCAUAUGAUGUAUGAACACAUUAUGUAUUAUUGCUAGUAUCAGUUUUAUAUUAUAAGCUUGAAUGGUGAUUUAAAAUGUUGACAAUAUGUUUUAUUUUUAUUUUUCCAUAGAUUUAAAAUAAAACAAGAAAAUUGUAAUUUUCGUUAAUUUUUUCAUUUUAGGUAGUGUUUAAUCUGCAAUUGUAAUGCAUUGGCCAUGUCUUUACCCAGUAGUCAAAAUCUUCUAACAAUCGUUUUAUACACAACAAUUAUUAGUUAUCUUUAUCUAUAUUCCAAAUAAAACAUUAUAAUAGGCCAACUCUGGCCUUAAUCCCAGGUCCCACGAUGUGCCUUGCAGUAGGACCUCACCCAUACUAGAAUAGUAUAUAUAUAUAAUAAUAUAUAUCAUUCAACAGUGCUGUUCUGUUCAUUUUUUGUAAAUUUUAAAUUAUUUAAUAAAAAUAAAGACCAUUUCCUGCCACUUGGUGUAGCUUUAAUUACAUCGCAAUUCGCAAUUAAUUAAUUUAUUUGAAAACGAAAUUUUAUAUUUUUCAAUUUAAUUUGUUUAAAAACGAAAUUUUAUAUUUUCCAAUUUAUGCUAUCUUGCGGAAAAACCCAAUUUACACUAAAUGCAAAUAACUUUUUUUAUAUUAUUUUUUGAAUGACUAUCAGUUCCACUUUAUUUGAUAGUAGCAGUCUCAAUAAUAAACAAUAAUUCACUCAGGAUAUUUGUGUGAUUUUAUUGGUUGAGGUACUUUUUUAUUCACAUACCGUAUAUUUUUACAAUGCUGUCAUGUUCUAAAUUAUUUGAAAUGAUUGUGGAAUAAAAAAACUGG